Molecule: messenger RNA, 1158 nt
Organism: Schistocerca gregaria
Lineage: Eukaryota; Metazoa; Arthropoda; Insecta; Orthoptera; Acrididae
Product: glutamate--tRNA ligase-like
Exons: 1
Coding region: 1-1158 (385 amino acids)
Biological process (GO): glutamyl-tRNA aminoacylation
Molecular function (GO): ATP binding; tRNA binding; glutamate-tRNA ligase activity
Source: RefSeq, a predicted model, not a curated record
AUGUACGACCGCUACUGUCUGAAGAUGAGUAAGGACGCGGCGCGGCAGAGGCUCGAGCAGGGCAGGCGGUUUGUGAUCCGCCUGAAGGUCCCGUCGGGAAGCACGGCCGUGUGUGACGAUUUAUUGGGUAAGGUUUGCUUCAAGAACCGGACGAUAGACGACCAGGUUUUGCUGAAGAGCGACGGCACGCCGACAUACCACCUGGCGAGCGUCGUAGAUGACCAUCUGAUGGGGAUAACGCACGUGAUAAGGGGGGAGGAGUGGCUGGCAUCGACGCCGAAGCACCUGAUGUUGUACCGCGCGUUUGGUUGGCAGGAGCCGAAGUUUCUGCACCUGCCGCUCCUGUUGAAUGAGGACAGGGCAAAGCUAUCUAAGAGACAUGCUCAUACGAGCGUCCAAUGGUACAAGGACCAGGGGUACCUCCCGGAGGCGGUUGCCAACUUCGUGGCGUUUUUGGGCUGGACUCCCCCAAUGAGCGAGUCGACCCGAGAAAUCCUGACGCUCGAGGAGAUGGCUCGGCUCUUUGACGUCAAGGACCUGAACAAGAGCGGCGCGAUGGUGCAGUUGAAGAAGCUGAACUGGCUCAACUCGCAACACCUAAAGCGCCUAGCUCAAGACGACCCUCAGACGCUUCUGCAGCGCCUGGCGCCCUAUCUCGAGCAGAGGCUCGACAUGUCGAAGGCGUCUCCGGAGUAUCUGAAGAGAGUCUUCGUGACGUUAAUUCUUCAAGACACAAAAUUUUGUACCAUUCCACAAUUGAUAGAAAGAAGUUUGCACUUCUUCGUCUCACCUGACUACCAAAGCGGUGAGGCCUCCGCGACCCUGAAGCGAAUAGUCAGGCCGUACACCUGUCAUCUAUUAGAUGCAUUUCUGGCCGCCGCGGACCCACCUGAGUGGUCGAAGUCGCACAUUUCUGGCCUGCUCCUUUCCGUGCUCAAGUCCGCGAGAACGGAAGCUCCCGAUGCAAAGAAGGCGGACCUCUACCAGGUCAUUCGGCUAGCCCUUACCGGCCUAGCCGAGGGCGUCGAUCUUCUUGUCACCAUCGAGAUUCUUGGUAGGAAGACCUGUAUCGAGCGCGUCGCGAGCUUCAGGCGCUUGCCGUCGCUCAGCGAUGCAGCCCGCGAGCGUUGCCGGUCACAGGAGGACCUCGCGAGCUAG